This is a messenger RNA of Aspergillus niger, 1539 nucleotides long. RefSeq lists its product as uncharacterized. Gene Ontology annotation, biological process: positive regulation of transcription by RNA polymerase II. The record is from RefSeq and is a predicted model, not a curated record. The coding region runs from base 1 to 1539 and encodes 512 amino acids. The transcript has 3 exons. Gene Ontology annotation, molecular function: zinc ion binding; DNA-binding transcription factor activity, RNA polymerase II-specific; transcription cis-regulatory region binding. Gene Ontology annotation, cellular component: nucleus. NCBI's taxonomy places the organism in Eukaryota, Fungi, Ascomycota, Eurotiomycetes, Eurotiales, Aspergillaceae.
AUGCUGCAUCAAAAUAAUCAACUUGUCCAGGGUCCUUUCCUGAAAUCUGGUGCACGGUUGAGAACGAGAAGUGGUUGUGGCGAAUGUCGGCGACGUCGAAAGAAGUGUGACGAAAAACGGCCCAGAUGUGGAGGCUGUACCCGAAAUGAUUCCGAAUGUCAAUGGCCCAGCGAGGUCCAGACUGUUGACCGACGAAGGUAUCGGAAAACUUCUGACUCCCAAAGGGAGAUGUCUUCCCUGGCUUUAGGAACAGCCAUCCCCAGUGCAGACGACGGAGCUCAACCAGUAACCACAGUUAUGGCGUCUAACCUCCGUCCGGGGUGGUCCCUCCCACCCCCUGUAAGCAUGCCCGCGCCAUUUCACAAAAAUGAACAUCUCCGUAUAUACCGGUAUUUCGCGCACUCCAUAGCACCCAAACUUGUUCGACAGACCUCGUUAUCCAGGUAUUCCCAAGACUUACACAUCGCGCGCCUUGCCCUGGCUCAUCCACCUCUCAUGGGUGUCUUCAUUGCUAUUGCUGGAAUGGAGAUGUCAUUGCAGUCAUCCAAUCUCCAUUCGCUGGCUCUACAAAGUUACCUAUUUGCCAUAACUAGCAUCAAGACGGGUCUAAUGGAGGGACGUCAUACCGGUACUGAGGAUUGGCUUCUGGCCACCACCACCUUCUUGUGUCUUUUUGAACUAAACCUCCCAUCAAAGAACUCUCGCCGCGAUGCGAUGCCAAAUGCCCUGUCUCAUGUGUUGGCAUCAGGCCAGAUGUUGUCCCUUCGUAGGCCAAAGCCCCGAAACGCCUCGCAAGAGGCCAUUGUCUUCGAACGCAUUUGUGUAGAAUCAUUUCUGUACCACGCCGCUCUACUCACACUGUUUGAUUCUUCAGUCAACUGCCUGCCUCUUAUCCAGGGGGGUUUAAAUCUGGAGGGCUAUUUUGCAGACCCGGAUCACCCGAACGAUGUCCCGCCAGGGACCUUAACGUCAACCCAGCCGGUUCUAGAUGCAUCCUAUGAAUUCUUUCUUUUGGUUCACGAUGUUACAAAGCUCGCUCAAUCGUGUCCCCUGACCACCAGUACUGAAUUUGACAUGUGGUCUCGAGCACAAGACAUGGUUGUUCAUUGGGAGAAGGCGAUUGAGAACCAACAGACGCCCAUGUCAGAGAAUCACGUCGGACGACUCUAUACUGUGGCGAUCCGAAUUCUACUUCUACACGCAGAUUCCAGGCGCUCCAUGGUCGACUGCGUUCAAUUGCUAGAAUUAUAUCUUUUACUUGGCCUUGAAAUCAUAACAGCAUUGGUUGUUGACGAGUGGUUUUCGUUCUACUAUCUGUGGCCGCUAUUAGUGGUGGGCUCAGUAGCCGUCCUACCGGGAGAGAAGCAGAUCGUCCAAGCCAAGCUUUCUCAGGUUUCAGGCUCACGGCAGGGAGGCCCCGUUAAUCUGGCCCAUUAUCGCCUGCAGAAAGUCUGGAGGUCAGGUGCUCGGUAUAGUGACUCUGAUCGUGGACAGGUUGUUUCAAGGCAGCUUCGGACCUUGCUAAAAGAAGAUCGAUAG